UUUGUUUUGCUUCUGUUAGGCUGCUCAUUCAAACGCCUCAGAUGCAUCCAGAUGGCUAGCGAAGGGUCUGAGAUCUUGCAGUACCCGCGUCUUUUUAUGACAGACGGGUUUAUGAGCUUUCCCAUUUGGUGUAUGGAUGCCGUUGGGUCGAUGGCCUUCAUUCAGGCCGCAGUAUGGCAAACGGCUGGUGUAAAGAAACCCAGCGAGACCCAACGUGAAGGAAGCAGUUUCGUUGUGGAUAUGGAAAAAGCAUAGAGGUCUUCGGGACUGAGUCGCUAACGAGUUUCUUCGUUUCUUUGCAUUUGUGGUUUUUGCUUUUGUGUGUGUGGG
Molecule: messenger RNA, 330 nt
Organism: Aspergillus versicolor CBS 583.65
Lineage: Eukaryota; Fungi; Ascomycota; Eurotiomycetes; Eurotiales; Aspergillaceae
Exons: 1
Coding region: 52-255 (67 amino acids)
Source: RefSeq, a predicted model, not a curated record